Molecule: messenger RNA, 6523 nt
Organism: Nilaparvata lugens (brown planthopper)
Lineage: Eukaryota; Metazoa; Arthropoda; Insecta; Hemiptera; Delphacidae
Source: RefSeq, a predicted model, not a curated record
AUGAAAGUUGUUCACCCGAAGAAGGAUAAGAAUGAGGAGGAAAUGAAAAUGAGGAUAAAUAUGAGGGAACUGGAGGAAGUAACCCCGACCACAGUUUUAGGCCAGGUAUACAACGCAGGUUCCUCGUCCACAGUUCAACUAGAGACCUCUAUCGAAGCAGGGGCUCCGUCGCCCCUCAUCACGCAGACUGUCUAUGGCUUCCUAGAUUUCACCACAACUAUUGGAAAUACUCUAAUGAUUUUCUCGCCGCAGAGUCAGGCAGCUGCUGUACCAGAAGUGAAACCAAGUGCCUCCGUGGACCAGUCACCGGCUCCACAACCUCCUCCCUCGACGAGCACCCUCGUCGACACUCGGCCUCCCUCGGACUCGCCCAAAACCUCGGACAUUAAACCGAGCAAGACUGUGACGUCAUCACAGAAGCCAUCCUCGUCGGCCAAUGAGAAGAAGGUCCUGGAUGAGAAGAAGGAGAAGACGACGAUCUCUAAGAAGGGUAGCUCUGUGGUUAAUGUGAAGACUCAGUCUGCUUCUACUCCUAAGAUAUUGUCGUCUGUGGUGGAAGUGGUUGGUGGACCUGUUACCAAUACACCCAAGGUUGCAGCCGAAAUCCUAACCACAGCCAAAACUCAGCCCUCAAUAGUAGUUUUCAGUAAAGUGGAGGAAUCUCCAGCUCCAGUUGUUUUCUCCAGUCAAGUCAACAUCGUGUCCAGUGGUAAAGUGGAGGAGGCUCCUAAUGAUGCACCCAAGGCGUCACCCAAGGCAUCACCCAAGGUCGCCUCCCCUGUGAAGCCACCCCAGGUUGCAUCAAGUAAGGUGCAGGUCCUGACUUCCAGCAAGGAGGAACCUGCCAUCUCUGGGAAUAACCUGGAUGCCGAGGCUGAAUAUGAUUUCCUGUCAAGGCAGCCUUCGGAAGUCGUUGAUGAGACCUAUAAGGUUAUCGACCUCCGUACCCCCAACUCCAAAUCGGCCAAACACAACCGACCCCCCUCAAGCGCCCGGUUAAGCAACGCGGACAGUGUACACCCAACUGGAUUGGUGACCAGUAUGGGCGGAACCAUAGUGAAAGACGGAGUGACCACCGUCCACGAGACCAGUGUGUUGGGAACCUACAUCAAUGGCAAAUAUGCGCAGAUCCUGCACAGCACUUCGCACAUUUAUGGGAAUCAUCAUCACCCAAACAAGAAAGUGAAGCCUACUUCUGCGUCACAGCACAGGAUUUUGAAGACGGCUGCUCCUCAACAAAAUAGAGCUAAUACUAGACUGGAACCAACCCCAGCCUCAACCCUCCAGGAAGAAUCAGCCCUCCCCCUGGAAGCCCUGUUCAACUCACCCCCCAGCGGCAACCUGAUCCGUCAAUCGAGGCGUCCUGCCGUUGGAAACAGUCCACCCUUCAAGAACCAGCAGAACCGGUUAAGGGGCGCUAAAGCCGGCAACCAACCAGCUGUCGACCUGGCAGACAACGAGGAUGACGUUGCUCCAUAUAACUUACUACUUUUGAGUUAUUGUCACCCCUGCCUUUCUCCCUACAGGUUGACCGGUCAGAGCCGCUUUUCUCGGCCCUCGAAAGGAGGUGCAGCAGCUCCCCCCCAUGCCCCCAACAGUGACGAUCAACUGGCCACCGUUUCUGUCUACAGUGAGUCUCCAGCCUCAUCUUCAAGGAGGUAUCAGUCUUCCAGCUCCUCCAGCUCCAGUCAGAACACCCCUUCCAGCCAGGGUCAGUCCAGGAGAGGAGGGUUCAGGCCUGGUGACAAGGGAGGUGAUAGGGAGGUUGCAAGGGAGAGGGAUAGCGGGAGAGAGAGCGGUGGUAGGAGGAAUUUUAAGCCUUCUAAGGCCUCAUCAAAUUCCAACAAUGACCACCAAUCAACUUCUCUCUACAAGUUCAAACUUUCGCGCCCCUCCGGCAGAUGGCAGUACAAGACCACGCCCAAACCUCGCAUACAAAUCCGCAGACAGGACAACGACCUUGAAAACAACCACAACGCAGCCCAACAACAGCUGACAACAACAGCUGAUCAGUCAACCUCCAGUGACCUUGAAGGCUCCAACAGCGAGGUGGGAUCAGCUGUUGAUCAGCUGUUGGAUCAGGCGGUCAAUUCAGGCGGACAGGCGGCAGAGCCGACCGUCACAGCUGAGACGAUCAAGGUGGAGAUUUCGACGCCAGCUGAUUUCAAGGACACAUACUAUGAGAUACAGACUAUCAAGUCGCCCUACACUUUCCAGGUUGGCACCAUAAAAAACACCCGUUUCAUCACAGUCACCUCCACCGUCGAGAAAAGCCUAGUGGAACCCACAGAGGCACCCCAAUUGCGCCCCUCAGAACCCCUUACCGAGAACAUUCUCGCCACAGCCACCCAGAACGUCUAUGACAACAAGGAACCCCCUCUAGAUUCCAGUGUGGCCACCCUUCCACCCAUUGCACUGGCUGGCGACGCUGAAACUCCACCCCUAGAGACCAUGACUGAGUCUUUCAGUACUACACAGCUCAUGUUGAAGACUCAUCUGUUACCUGUGGUGAGAGCUGGAAAUACGUCAACAUAUACAUUGGUGCAAUCAUACCAUGUGACCAGGUUGGUAACAGCUGUGAAGACUCUACCUCCGAUGGAAGUCUACCAGUUUGUCCCAAGUAAAACACUGAACGAGUUUAACACGAGGUUGGACGAGGCUGGAUCAGAGUUGCAUCUAGAACUAGAGUUUGGGGAUAACAAUAACAAUGAUGAUCUACCUUCCGCUAAGGCUUUCCCUCCAGAUUUAGACCUUGCCAACGUGGGAUCAGAAUUUGAUCUGUCGGAAAUGGACAAAACUAAGUUCCCCGAUAUGCAUCUGAGACUGAAAAAGGCACAUCAAAACGCGCCAGCUCAGCAAAACCAGAUCCAACCGGUUUCCACAACACAGGAACUGGCUACACCUUCCCUCUCCCCUGAACAACUGCAACAGCUGGCGUUGUACCGAUUCUUAAAUCCUAAUGCGCCCCUACCGCCGCAACUACUAACUACUUCAAGACCUGUGCUAAAAGUAGAAACGAUCUACGAGAGCCAUGUGAUCCCGCUCUUCAACGGACAAAGUACUCUGUUUAGCACUAUUUCCCGGCCAAUUGCAACCGUCAGCAAAACUGAGUACGAGGUUGUGACGAAUUCCCUUGCGUUACCCCCUGUUCAACCCCCUGUAAAUACUAUCAACCCCUUCCUGCAGCAACCCCAGCCUCAGUUUGCUGUCACUUCAACCCCUAUAGUGACACAAACCAUGGUAACGGCCACAGAUAGUAAAGUUUUGAAACUUACUUUUGGCGCGAAAACGGCCUAUACCACUCUGUAUAGUACAAGGGUUGUCCCAACAGUGCUGACAACUUAUUUGACAGCUAACGUUCCAGUGCAGCCAACUGUAGCGGCGUUCCCCGGGUAUUUCCCUGCGCCGUUUAAUCCCUAUCUGGGUUAGAAUUGAGGGAAAGUUUUAGGGAAAUUGUUUCAAAAAAUGAAGACUUUGAAACUCAAUACAAGUAGAGUGGUGAGAAUUUCAGACAUUUUAAGAGUGAAAUCUGUCAAAAGAGAUAGAUAACCCAUGAGAAAAAUUGUAUGGAGAUUUUUGUUUCAAAUAAUGAAAAAUUGAGGUUCUCUCCAUAACCCUCUAAAACUCCCAUCUGAGAGUGUUCAGAAAUUUGAACAGUAAAAGUGUAAAAUCUACCAAAAGAGAUUAUUUUCCAAGAAAACAGUAGUGUCUUGUUAUUCUUCUAGGUAAGUGAAGGUUGCUAGGAAGACACCAAGGUACUUAGAAUACAUUGUUCCUAUUCUAGGUACAUUGGAAGACACUAUGUUUACUAUAAUAUACUUUUCCUCAUAUUUUAAUGAGUAAUUUGAAUAUUAUAAGAAAUAUAAUCCAAACAGUAUUAGAUACAGCAUAGAUAAUAUAACAUCCUUUUUAUUCCAUCAUGAACUAUGAUUCUCUUGAAUUCUCCUGUUUAUCUCUCGAGAGAUAGAAUGAAGUCGGGAGUAUGUGCAAUUAUAUAUUGAGAUAAUAAUUAUUACUCUUAUUCUCUUAUCAAAACAUUUUAAUUAUCGAGAAAUGUAUAAAUUCCUCUACGUUGGAUUGAUUCCAUUAUCAGUGGGCUAUAUUCAUAAAUAUAUGCCUAGAACUGCUUCAAGGUAAACGUUCAGUAUACAAAUUAAAUGUAGAUUGAUGGAGAAAUAUUGAAGAAUUCUUCAGAGAUUGAUAAAAUACAAAGAUGAUUUCUUUUCUAGAAUGUGCAAAGACAAUAUUAUUCUAUUCUCAAAUUGAAAGAUUAUUGUAUGCUCAAUAUUGUUAUUUUCAUGUAAACUAUAUCAUUCUCUUUUUGAUUUGAAUCAUUGAUAAAUAUAGGCGAGUACUUUACUGUUACCAUUGUAUGUAGAUAUAGGAAUUGAAAUAGUGAUAAGUUGAGCUCUGUUUAGAAACUUGAAUCUGAAACAGUUUUGGAAAAAUUGGGGAGAAUUUUAUGUUUAUAAGCAAACACAUAUUGAAUUUUUCUAUUAUUAGAUUCAAAAAUCAGUGGAAACACUUUAAAGAACUGUUGAUCACUCCAAAGAUGAGCUUUGUUAAGGAACUUAAAUCUGAAAACAGUUUUGGAAUAUUUCAAGAAUUUUAUGUUUAUGAGCAAACACAUAUUAAAAUUUACAAUUAUGAGGUCAAAAAUCAGUAAAAACACUUGAAACAACUGUUGAUCACUUCAAAACCUUCAAAGAAAUGGAUUUAACUCGAAAAUUGAUGUAUUAAAACAUAAGUAAGGAUGAUUUAUCCCUCAUUUCUCAAAGUUUUUAUAAUUCAAGUUUCAACUUAUCACAUAUUGGAAGGAAAGAAAUCAAACAUUUUUAUAAUGGGGUAGGACGUAGAUAUAGCUGUUAAUAAUGUAAAUAGUAGUUAAUUCUCUGAAAUCCGAGUGUUAGGAUAAUUUGUAUGCUUUGAGGUCGAAUGGUAUUUGUAUGUUUAUAUUUUUGUAUGUAUGUUAUUAUCUAUCAGUCUGAAUAUAUAAGGUGCUUUGAAUGUGUCUAUGAGUCUCAUCAACAUGAUUUUAUUGAAAGUUUGAGGAUGUUGAUGGAAAUUAUAAGAGAAAGUAAUGGAAGAAAUUAAUUGGAGAGAGGAGUAAAUUUAGUGAAGCUACUAAAUCCAAAUAUUGUAGUAGAGAAAUAAAGUACGUUUAUACUGUUAAUGAUUUUCUUCUAUGAAGUAAGACAGUACCCAUUUUUCAAUUCAUAAUAAUUCAUUGUUUAUUGUGUAUGAAACAUUAAUUAACACUUUUCAAUCAUUAUUAUAUUCUCAAACAUCAUUCUCAUCCAUUGCUUUGAGAAUCAGUAGAACAAAACAUAAUAGAAUCAUACUCAAAUGAAUAUAAAAUCAUGUUAUGAGACACUUCUUACAAAAAUAAAAUACUAGAUUUUUAAGUUGUAUUAUAAGUUAAUGUACUGAUUGAAUAGAUUUUUGUAACAAAACUCAUAAAAACACAAAAAUAUCUUCAUUUUAUGGAUUGAUAAGAAUUAUUUAUUUGGAAAAAACACAAAUUAUGUAAGCUCAAUUUAAUGUAAGCUGAAUGUAUCACUUUAUCAUCUUCAUCGACAUUCACUGCAUUUCUUCAAAAAAUUGAAAUUCAUCUCGGAAAUUUAUUUUCCAUACAGAUCACAAACAUCAUUUCAUCUAUAUUUCAGAAACACCACUUAUAACAUCACAUUGCAGUGGUAGAGAGGAUUGAAAAGUCCUAGCUCCGCCAAACAAAGAAUAUUUGUAUUUUCAUUGCAUCAAUAUUAUGUAUAAAUACGCGUAUCAUCCAUAAUGUAUAUAGUAGAGUAGUUCAAAACAGCGCGUAUUUAUAUUAUUAUUAGUGAAGACAUGUUGUAUUUAUAUAAUUCAUGGUUACUUGAAUCGAUUUAUUCAAUCCAUGAAAUCGUAUCAGUAGAAUACUAAGUUCCAGUUGCACAAAAGCCGGUUAAACUUUAACCGUGAUUAAUAUCACGAGAACCGUUCAGAGAAGCCUUAUAUUCUUAAAGGACUUCUCUGAUUGGUUCUCGUGGAAUUAAUCACGGUUAAAAUUUAACCGGCUGUUGUGCAACCUGGGCCCGGUUGAAUUUUAACCGUGAUUAAUAUCACGAGAACCAAUCAGAGAAGCCUUCUAUUCCAAAAGGAAUUUUCUAAUUGGUUCUCGUAGAAUUAAUCACGGUUAAAAUUUAACCGGCUGUUGUGCAAGCGGGCCCAAUUGAUUCAAAUUAAUGUAUUCCAAUUCCUGGAUUUCAUAGUGUAUACAAUUCAUGAAUAUAUUAUAAAUUGAAUGAUCCAUUAACAUUUGAAUUCAUGGAAACCCUUUUGAAUUUUCUAAGGAUAUCAGUUAUGUUAUCCAACAUCUUUCAAAAUAUUCAUUAUUUUUAAGAAUCUUCAUUACAUUUUUGUACAGUUCAUCUAUCAACCUAGUGUAAUAUUAAUAUAAGAUUAUUAUUGUUUUGUAUUGUAAAUUAUGUCAAUCUUAUACCAAUUGUAAUGUAUUUGAAAACAAUAAAGAUUUAAACAUAAA